AUGGAGAAUCCUUUUUUUUGUGUUUUUUUUCGAAGAAAAUCAACAAAAAUAGACAAACAAAAAGUACCAUAUAAAUCACCACCAAAUAUGCUUCCAUUGCCACUAGCUUUGAGGUAUCUUCGUGCAGCAGAAGUAGGGUGGCCAGAGAAAUCAUCAACAAUUGAACUACAUCUUCGUGUAAAGCGGGAGAAACGGUCUAUACCACUGAAAGGAAGUGUGAAACUUCCAUUGCCAGCCAAGCCGCAUCUCAGAAUAUGUGCAAUUGCAGAAGGUGAUGCUGCAGAUGUAGCAAGAAAAUCUGGAGCAACAAUGGUUGGAUCUAAUGAUAUUAUUGAAAAGAUUUUACAAGGUCAAGUAAAAUUUGAUAUAUGUAUUGCACAUAUAGACUCUUUUCCUUUACUAGAAAAGAUAGCAAAAGUACCAGGUGCAAAGCGUUGGAUGCCUAGUGCUAAAAAGGGCACUGUGUGUUCUGAAAUAGGUGAUGUUAUUAAUAUGACGGCGAAUGGAGUACAAUAUAAAGAAAAAAAUGGACUAAUUCAAGUACCAUUAGGAAGUGCACGUUACUCGGAUUUAGAAAUACAAUCUAAUUUACGGUUAUUUCUUGAACACAUUGGGUUUUUCAACAAAAAAAAAAUAAAAAUAGACAGAAAUGUUGCCAAAAUAGUUAUAUCUUCAACUCAUGGUAUGGGUAUUGUACUAGAUCCUCUUUCGAUUUAA
Pneumocystis jirovecii RU7 is the source of this 717-nucleotide messenger RNA. RefSeq lists its product as uncharacterized. Gene Ontology annotation, biological process: translation. Lineage: Eukaryota; Fungi; Ascomycota; Pneumocystomycetes; Pneumocystales; Pneumocystaceae. The record is from RefSeq and is a predicted model, not a curated record. Gene Ontology annotation, cellular component: large ribosomal subunit. The transcript is spliced from 3 exons. Bases 1 to 717 code for a protein of 238 amino acids. Gene Ontology annotation, molecular function: RNA binding; structural constituent of ribosome.